Molecule: messenger RNA, 4627 nt
Organism: Leptopilina boulardi
Lineage: Eukaryota; Metazoa; Arthropoda; Insecta; Hymenoptera; Figitidae
Product: EGFR adapter protein-like
Exons: 9
Coding region: 998-2611 (537 amino acids)
Source: RefSeq, a predicted model, not a curated record
AUGGUGAUGCUGUGCAGUUCUACUGGCAUGUUCGUAGCGAGUGGACGUGCCACCACGUGGAUUUCGGAAAAAAAAAAUCAAAUUCCUACCCACCGGCAACCCAUUCCUUGUCGUCCCUAGUCAACCAGUGAUACCAUAUAACCAGAGGAUACCAACUCCGGAAACACCGAAUCCCUUGUUCCGUUUUUGUGUCUUAUCACGUGCUCCAAAGUGUUAAUAAUAUCGGACAAAUUAUUUUUCAAUAAAUACACACAUCGAUUUUGAAAUAUGUACGAUAAAAAAUUUCGCUUCCAUCUUGAAAGACCUCGAUUUUCAGAGUCGUGAUGUGUAUUAUAAAAUUCUUAUAUUUCUGGUAUAGAGCAGAUGAUACACACCUGCUCCAAAUUAUGGAUUUGACGCAAAUGAUUUUGCGGUAUUGAAUAUUCGAAAUCCUAGUUCAAUACUUUUUCUUUUUUUUUGGGAUAAAAAAAAUCUAGACCGGUUUUUUACGGACCUUUUAUAGAGUUUCUUUGAGAAAUCAAGUGUGUUGGGGCGCCAAUGAGCAGUGUUAAUAGCAAGACGAGACAAGGUACCGUAAGCAGAGAGCCUUCUCCACGGAAUAAAGGAUAUAUAAUGUGUCGCGUCGAUGCAUACAGUCUUGAACAGAGUCAGCCUCUGGAAUUCGAUGGAACGAGACCAUCGCAAGAAUGAUGAGUAAGCAGCGAAAGGAAUUUUGAGGGAAAAAAACAAAAAAAAAGUAAAGUAAAGUGAGAAAGUGUAAGGAUGACGACGACCAUGAUGAUAAUGAUGAUGAUACUAAGCUGCAGGAAGGGUUUUCGAAGAAUCCUUGGAAAAGAAGUGAAAAGUGAAAUGUCCAUGUGACUCGUGAUAGUUGUGUGUUGUGUGUGCCCUCUUGUGAGGAAUUUCUUCCCUCAUUGGGAAGAGGCAUUUCUUAAAGAGGGACUUCACCAAGGUAUAUCUUCAAGGAACCUCUUCAAAACUAGUUAGAAAGUUGGGUAUGAGGAGAUUCACACGCAGGCGAAAGACCCUAGCAGCAAUUUCGGCGAUUAUGGGACGCCUCGGAAAGAGUCUGCAGAAUACGACUCGACCCAUCUUUAAAGUACAUUAUCGUAAACUCGACGACGAAUACAAUCAAAAUCAUCUUCAGCAACAUCAAGAACAAUUGAAGUGCAUGUCAACAUUACCAGAAUACAUGUCUUACUGUUGCUGUCAGUGUGGACACACGCAAAAAUUGAAACCAGAGGAGCUAAACGCUAUUGUGGGUAAUGCAUUUCGUAUGGCGUACGUGGCCCAACUUCAACGACAACCUAUUCUUCAGGACGUAAUUUCGUCACGAACAUCACCUCACUACCGCAAGGAUAAACAAGAUACUAGGACAACUUGGAAUAAACAAUUAGAAGAUGGUAGUAUGAGCAAUGUUAAUACUGGAGGAGGAGGAGGUUGUAGGAUUCCAUUAUCAAUUUCGUGGCUGAAAAGUCAAACACCGUUGACGCCCACGUCCCGAAUUGAAAGCGGUUCACUCGCAGCGGAUAUGAACGUUCAAGUCGACAGCGCCGGUUCACCUACGCUGAGACUCGUCAGCGUAAAGCCAACUUCAAUACCGGACCUUCGACCAGUUCACAAUUUUCCAAACAUCCUAGGACCCUUCACAAAUGCAAAUGAGCCAAAGAGUACUUCGCAACAAAAUAGUCCGAGUAGUAAUGAAAGUAACUCGCCAACGGAACUCAAUUCCUGUAAAAGAUUAACGGACAAACCGCCGUUGAUAAAACGACUGGCGAUGGGUCUCACUGGCGGUAGAGAUUUCAUUGGAUUUAACGGAGUCGAAGAUAGUUGUCCUUUAGUCAACGAUAAUAGUAGAAAUAAAUCCCAUUCAGGUGGCUACGUUAAUGAGGCGAUUAUCGACUCCGAAGGUUCCAAAUCAUCAUACAAUAAAUUAGCACCCUCAGAAAGUAUCGACAAUUCCAUAAAUGCCUCCAUUACGGAAAAGAAUUUCUGCACUGAAAACGAAAGAGUGGAACCCAGUUCACCUGGUUCGGAGACAGAAACGGAGUUACGAUUAAAGAAAAAUAAGUCACAAUUAACUCCAAGUGUUUGUGGUCCUGUGGAUGGAAUUUUGCACAGAGUUACCUCAACACCACCUCCACUUCCUGAAAGAACCGAUAGUCUUAAUAAUCGAAGUGAAGAGAGUGAAUUGAGGAAAGCCCCUUGGUUUCAAGCGGGAAUCCCUAGGGAAAUAACACUGGAGGUGUUGAACCAAGAGCCGGAAGGAGCAUUCAUGGUUCGUGAAAGCACGAGUAAACCCGGGUGUUUUGCCCUUUCCCUUCGUGUUCCACGGGAAUUUCAACCAAGCGGUAUAGCUCAUUAUCUCAUUUUACGUACGAACAAAGGCUACAAAAUCAAAGGUUUCAAGAAGGAAUUCUCGUCACUGCCAGCCCUAAUCACGCAUCAUUCUGUCAUGCCGGAACUUUUGCCAUGUCCCUUAUCCCUAAGUCGUUACAAUCCAAAUUUAGCGAAUAGUAGCUCGAAUAAAGACUUUGCCGAUAUUGAUUUAGAUCCAGAUUAUAAUUCCCUUGCAGAUUUUCGUAAGACAAUGGCCAAUCUAAGCGUUUAAUGUUCCUUUAAAAAUUUUGGCAUAAUAAACAAAAUUCAGUGAAAAAUGUUCUUCAAAUUUUCUCGAAUUUUUUUUUUUAGUUUAUUUCUUUUGUGUCUUCUUCUGUGCUCAUUGAAAUAUUCUGCAAAAAAAAUUUUAAGUAAAUUACAAUUCAAUAAAACUGUAAAUACAAAGCUUUUUCAAUGAAAAUUAAAAUAGAAAAAUAUUUGAAGAAAAAAAAUUGAGAAAAUAAUUUUCUUUUUUUUUUUUUUCAACGAGAAAAAUUGACAUUAUUUCACUGUUUUGGAAUUUCCCUUGCAGUUUACAUUUUAAAAGAAACAACGAGUGAAUAAAUAAAUGUUUCAAAGAAAUGAAACUGCGUUAGAUUUAGCAAUCUCGAAGCAUUUAAACCUUCUUAAGUACCUACUGUAAACAGCGCGAUCUUAUAAAAACGUCAUCGCUUCACGAAGAGCUCUCUAUUUAAGCUUAACGAAUUGCAUUACUAUCACUAAAACACCAGCAUCUUGACAACUUUCAUUUUCAAAAGAGUAAAAGAUAUAUUGUGUCUUAAAUUCUGCAAAGUCAUUUCGCUUAUUUAUUUUUAUAUUUAAAAAUAUCACUCGUUUCGCAGACUUCGUGGAAAAAAAGACACAUUAUUUUACCUCUUUUUUUAUAUUUAACAAAAAAAAGACAAGUGAAUGAAAAAAAAAACAUAUAUUUUUUUAAAUUAAAAAUGUUUUAUUGUUAAAAAUUUAUUAUUUGUUAAAUAUUUAAGGCAUCUGAAUUAUUUCCAAUUUUUGUUGAAUUUAAAAAAAAAAAAAUUUGAAUCAAUUCAAAGCCUCUAUUUUAAUUAUUAGAAAUUAAAAAAAUUCAUUGACUCAUCUUUUUUUUUUCUCAAAAAUUCAUUGAAAAGUUGCUCUUGAUAUACAAAUUUUCUCAAGCUUUAUGAGACUCUGUACUUGAAAAUUGAAUGUUACGACUAGAAAGAAAGAGAGAAUAAAUAUGUGCAAUAUGUGAAAAAAAAAAAAAAACAUUUUCUAUGAAGCGAUAAAAAUUUAUAAUUCUGACAAUUGAAAUUGUAGUCUAGUCUUUGUAACUCGUGUUAAUAAAUAUAUCACGAGAUUGAAUCAAAAUUGUAUAGUGUUGCGAUUAGUGUUAUUAAUGGAAAAAGAAAAUCGAUUAAAUUAGAAAGAAAAAAGAAAUAUUUAAACUUUUUUUUAUAUUGGCUUUAGAUAAACGUUAAAAAGAAAUUUAAUUUAGCCAAAAAAACCUAAUAUGAAAAUUUUUCGAUUUAAUUUAAUAAAAAAAAAAAAAAAAAAUGUUAAUGGCUAAUUGCCAAAGAAUUGUCGAUUCAUCUCUUUUAAUGUUAUUUGUAAAUCUAUUAUGAAAGUGAUAAAAAUUACCUGAAUCUAUUUUAUCUUUUGAUCGACGUUUUAAACGCCUUUUUUUGUUAACUAAAUAUUUUAAUUUUCUUCUCGAAAUAAAUUGUUAUUAACUGAAAGUUUAAAAAAAUGUUUGUUAAUUGCAAAUAAAUAAUUGAAGAGCAAAAAAAAAAAAGAAUUUAGUUAAUUUAAUUUUGAAUUCAAUUAACUAGUUAAAUGAUUUGCAAAGUUUGAUGUUUUGUUCUUGUUAAUUGCAAAUUAGAGAAAAUAAUUUAGAUUUGCCUGUAUGUGGUGGAGUUUAAACGUCAGAUGAGUGUAUUUAUUGUUUUCGAGACGAAAUUGAAAAUAAGCCCAAACACAAGUUUAGCCUUUGCAAUGGAAUAUAAUUUGCUUAUAAAAUUGUAAUCGAGCUACUUUUUAUGGUGUUUGCAAGUAGGUUUCCUUUUGAAAUUUUGUGCGCGUACUUCUGAUCUAUUAUGCUACACAUUGUCUGGAAAUAAAAGAAAUGAGAGAAAGCGAGAGAGAGAGAGAGAGAAGAGACAGUGAUUAAUUAAAAUUUUAAUCACGUCUUUAAAUAUUGUAAAGUUACAUUUUAGUAUUAAUUAUUGUUUGUUAAAUAUUUAUUGGGAAAUAAAGAAUUUCGUGAUACCUGAAA